GCCGGGGUUGGGGCGAUGGAGGAGGAGGAGGAGGAUGGAGGCGGCGGAGGAGGGGAGGCGGGGAGGGAGGCUGCGGCAGGAGGGGGCGGGCGGGGGGGCCGGCCGGGGGGGCCGGCGGGCAUUUGGGACCGGCUGCGGGGCAGGCGGGCGGCGGGCGGCGGCCGGAGCGCGGCCGCGAUGGCGCAGAGAGGGGCGGCGGGAGGAGAGGGGGAACCGGGCACCGGCACCGGGAACGGCACCGGCAGCGGGGAAGGGAACGGGAACGGCACCGGGAAUAGGACCGGGAAUGGGAACGGCAACGGGAACGGGGCCGGGAGCGGGGCCGCCGCGCCCUUCCAGCCCCCCGAGGGCGGCUUCGGCUGGGUCGUGGUCUUCGCCGCCGCUUGGUGCAACGGCUCCAUCUUCGGCAUCCACAACUCCUUCGGGAUCAUCUACACCAUGCUGCAGAGCGACCUGGGCGAGGGCGAGAACGACCCCGCGCUGGAGUUUAAAACAGCAUGGGUCGGCUCCUUGGCCAUGGGCAUGAUUUUCUUCUGCUCUCCCAUCGUGAGCAUCUUCACCGACCGGAUCGGCUGCAGGACCACGGCUGCCUUGGGAGCUGCCAUCGCCUUCAUCGGGCUCCUCUCCAGCUCCUUCACCAAGUCUCUGGAGGUCCGUUACUUCACCUAUGGCAUCCUCUUCGGCUGCGGCAGCUCCUUCGCCUUCCAGCCCUCGCUGGUCAUCCUCGGCCACUACUUCAAGCGCCGCCUUGGCUUGGCCAACGGCAUCGUGGCCGGCAGCAGCUGCCUCAUCUCCGUGCCGCUGCCCUUCUUCCUGAAGAUGGUGGGGAAGGCCAUCGGGCUGGCGCACACUUUCCAAGUCCUCAGUGCCUUAAUGCUCAUCCAGAUAUUCCUGUCCAUGACGUACCGGCCCAUCCUGCCGCCUUCUUGUGACUCUCAGCACGAUGGGCAGGAGAAGCCGGGCAGCCGGAGCCUGCGGCAGCAGUGCUGGUCCCAGAUGCGCAAGUACUUCAACUUGAGGGUUUUCCGGAGAAAGACCUAUCGGAUUUGGGCCUUUGGGAUCGCUACGGCUGUCUUGGGGUAUUUUGUGCCCUACAUGCACCUGGUCAAAUACGUGGAGAAGGAAUUUAAAGAAACCAAAAAGGACUGGAUUCUCCCCGUUUGCCUUGGAGCCAUGUCCGGGCUGGGGCGCUUGGUUUCAGGCCGCAUUGGUGACUGCAUUCCGGGGCUGAAGAAGAUUUACCUGCAGGUGGCAUCCUUCGUGCUGUUCGGCAUCAUGUGCAUGAUGGUCCCGCAGUGCAGAGGGUUCGAGGCCGUCAUCGUCAUCUGCCUCUUCCUCGGCCUCUGCGACGGCUUCUUCACCACCAUCAUGGCCCCCAUCGCCUUUGAGCUGGUGGGGCCCAUGCAGGCGUCGCAGGCCAUCGGGUACCUGAUGGGGCUGAUGGCCGUGCCCAUGACCGCGGGCACGCCGAUAGCAGGAUACUUCAAUGAUUAUUUCGGGAAUUACCACGCGGCCUUUUACUUCGCCGGAGUGCCCCCCAUCGUCGGCGGCUUGGUGCUCUCCGUCGUCCCGCUGGUCCACCAGAGGAUGCUGCAGAAGCAGCGCCUGGAUUCCGGCAAGGACAAGAUGCUGGCCCCCGAGGCGGUGGUGAACGGCGAGCUGCUGCCGGGCUGCCCUGCCUCCGAAGCACACAUCUGACGCGCCGGCACGCGCGAUCGCCACCAGCAUCCUCCACAAGCCCAAGCACAGGCCCUUUUCUAGCCAGACUGUAAUUCUCAGUGAUUGCAGAUGCACUACGUUUGUAAAGGAAAAAGAAAAAGCUCUUCUAGUUGAAGGCGUUUAACUAGCAGAAACGCUUUUUCUUGGGACAGUUUUGAUUUCAAAGUCGCCUUUAUUUUUUUUUUUUCCUCUAACCAUUUUUUCUAAGGAAAACUCUCACCAGGAUUCAAACUUGAUCGACCUCCCGCUCCUUUCCCAGUUUUCUAUACGUCACAACAGAGGUUUACAGCUAAUAAACGUCUUUUUAAACAGGCCACAGCCGGAGCUUGUUGCCCCUUCCAGAGACCCAUCCCCUCCCCUCCCCCUUUGGUGCGCCAGGUCCAGAGGCUGUGCCAGAGCCAGCAGCUCCAGAGGAGGGACACAAAACCAGACUAAUGGCCAGCGAGCCCCGCUUUCAGCUUUUUCUCUCCUCCUUUUCCACCGCCCUCCCCGAGAGCUGUGGCUGUGUGCGCUCACGGGGACAGGAGCAUCCUGCAAAAUCUGCCUUAAAAUCACAGGAGGAGACCCGUCGGUGCCUUGGGCACCUCUCGCCUCCACUCCUGUAUCUGGUGCCUGAGGUCUGGGCCAUCCGGGCAGUCCAAGCAGCAAAACCCUCGGGCUAGAUGGAGAGAUGGAGGCACGCAGGGCCAGGAUUAACUCGGGUGAGAGCAAGGACCGAAGGCAGCUUCCAUCCCGGCUGUGUCAGAUUUUCCUCCCCAUCACCCACCGUUAGAAACGAGAGCCUUGUACAUAGCUCCGCACCCCGCAUGCCCCUCUGACCCUUCUGUUUUUUUAAUCUGUGCUGGCUAACGCAUUGUAAGGUCUCGUGGUCUGUGCUUCUCUUACUUCUGUCCCUGUAUGAGCUGGAGAAUAUACUGGUGUGUUGUGAGGUGUCUGUUCAACCUGCCCUUCCUUCAGCACGCAUUCCCAGGACGUCUCCUACCUGUUCUUUCCCACAGGGCAUCCCUGCCACAUCUCUGCUGCCCUGCCCAUAUUUUAGGAAGCCCACAUACGUGUGCCAGCAGGAUCCAAGGUGCCCGUGGCACCCAGCAGCCUUGGGACCCUGGGUCCCCCGAUGCUCCUCUGCAGGCAGCUGGAGGAAGGCAGCCACUGCCUUGUGGCUCCUUGUGCAAGCCUGGGGGUCUGCAGUCACAGCUGAAGCCGAUGAAGCUCUUCAAAUAGUAUUUUUGACCUUAGUGCCCUAUGAGGACGGCUUAUGGGGGGGGUUAAAUGAAAGAAAUAUCUUCUGCAGCCCAGCCAUAGGAGAAGCGCUGCCCCAAACCCAGCCCAUGCCCAUGCUGCUAGGCAGAGCCCCCGGUGACUGCACCCACUGGGUGAAUGGUUUCACAGCCAACUCUGUGGCUGUAAAACCUCUCGAGCUCAUAAAGCGAUUUAACAGCUUAAAUCCCCACAUUUUGCUGAUUUCCACCUGCCCUAAACCCUCAGCCUGCCCACAAAGGUCUCUGCCCUGGGAGGAGCCUGCGCUCGGGGCCGUGGGGGCUUGGUGCUGCACCGCUGGAUCAGCCAGAAGCCAGGAGGGGCAGAGGUGCCUACAGAGCCCUGACACCCCCAAAAUUUCCACGUUUUUUGUUAGUUAGUUCGUUUGUUUUCCCCCGGAGGAGCCUCUUAUCACUGAGGGCACUUAGAGGUGCGUUCAUGGGCUGCCCAGGUUUGGUGGAAGGAGUACAGCCCACAUCACAGACCAAAGCCCCUUAAUAGCCUCCCAAAACUGCUGGCAUCGUUGUUGUCUGGUCAAGGUCAUGCUCUUGGUCAACACAAGCCCUUGGCCAACAGCACGCCAGCCUCUGCCACAGGAAAGGCGAUGCAAGGCUCACCCCAUGCUCUGCCCGCGUGCGCGGCUGGAAGGGCGAAGGUUGGAGCGGUCACUGGGAGGUGGGCACAGGAGGCCAAGCAGGAAGGCAGGGUUGCAUAGCAAAAAAAAAAAAAAAAAAAAAAAAAGACCUUGUACUCAUUUUUUCUAAUGAAAAAACCCAAGUUUCUCCUGCCGACAGAGGCGGCGGCACGCUUGGCGCUGCGGGCGACCGCGCACCUUAUGUAAGUGCACAUCAAGCGCGGGACGUGCCCCGGCAGCACGGCGCAGGGGCUGGCUGGGGCUGCCUUCCUAAAUCUUUAGCUUCGGGGUGUUCGAAAGAGUUGUUGUCUUUUAAAGACUUGUUGUCUUUUUUUUUCUUUUUUCUUUUUUUUUUUUUUUUUUUUUACGGCCGGGUGAGACGCUGGGUUUAACUCCUCUUGCUCCAGCUGGGACGGAUGCUCCCAUGGCAUCUCAGGUGGCUUCCAGCCUGGCUCUGGGUGGUCACACAGAAGCCACAAGUGCAAAGCAGAGCUGGGAGGACAGAUCCAGCACCACCAUCCCUCCAUUUCUCGCUUCUGCUGCCCCAGCUUUCAUGCACAUCCAUGCCCAGCAUCUUUGUCCAGGGGUUACCUCAGUUAUUUCGGCUUUGGUAAUUCUCACACUGGCACCAUUCACUUCUUGUCAGCUGGCUGUUGGAAAUGAGGAACAUGCCAGAAAGCCCCAGCUCACUUGCCAGCCCCCUGCCCCUUUUGGGCAGCUCUCUGGGGCAUUUUCUUUUCAAUCCCAGCCGCCCUUCGCCCCCCAGGAGCACCAUGUGCCCAACGGGGCCCUCAGCGCCCAGCCAGCUCCCUCCCGCAGAGGCACUGCCCGCGGGUUUGCUGGCCGGGAAGCACAGUGGACUUUGCUCCUGGCCACACCAGGGUUAUCGCUGUGCUUUCGCAUUCUCCCCCUGCACUUUUGUGGUUUAUUACUGCCUUUUUUUUUUUUUUUUUCUCCCCUGCAAAUGUUGCAAUGCCCUUACUGCUUCAAGGACUCGCUGGGCUUCAGGUGCCCCCAUGCCCAUCCUCACCCUCCCCAGGAGAGCAAAACCCAUCCCUGCUGCCACAGCCACCUUCACCAGGGGCACAUUUUGGCAAAAGUGACCCGCAGGACACGGCCUUGGUGUCUGACCUGACGGUGAUGUGGCCCUGCGGCUCCCAGCUUUGCCUGCAGCACCCGAAUCAGUGCUUGGAAAACAAGCUCACCUCUGAACCCAGUGUUUGAAGAAGAUUUGUGCAGCUGGUUAUGUCCUGCCUGCAGCACCCAGGCCUCCUCACGGGAGGCCGUGCCUCUCCUGAGUGCCUCCUCUUUCCCAAACAUCCUUCCCAAAAUCUCCUCCUCACUGCACCUUCCAGCUCUGGCUGCCAAGAGGAGCGCGGCUCUUAGGCGCAUCGUUAGCAGCUAGGCUUAGAGUCCAUUUUAGUAAGGAACGAAGCUUUUUUUCUUGUUCUUUUUUCUUUUCUUUUUUUUUUUUUUUUGUACAUUUUUAGUCACGGUGUGUGAGAUGAUCUGUUUACCAGAGCACAUUUCUGGGUGGCGUCGGUAGGAUGACGUUUGGGAUUUCCAGCGCGCCGCGCGGGUGGCGCUGGGUUUUUGGCAUCCACGUUUCCGAACAGGACACGACUCUUCUCCAGACCUGGGCUUUCCCAGCCUUUCACCCAUCACGGCAGGAGAGAUGACUUCUGGGGGCAAGUAACCCUCCUAAUUCCCUGAAAUCCAGCGGCAUGAAAACCAAACGGAGCCAAAUAUUUGCUUUCGGAUGGGUGGAUGUCUGAGCUGACUCCACGUGAGAGCGCUGGGGUGGAGGCUUGAAUUUCCAUUUAGUUAAUGAACCAGAGGGGGCUGCGGCUGAAAGCAGGCACUUAAUUCAGUGCAGAAAUCAGGCCUGGAGCCGUUGGUGGUUAGGGCCCCAUUUUGGGUUUAAAAAUGAGUAUUUAAAGUCGCUGCUGGAAAGGGUGGAGAAGCCACACCUUGCAGAACUGGCCUCGUAGGAGCUUGUAAGAUGUAGGUGAAGAAACUGGUAGAAUUGAAUUUUUUUUUUCUUCUUCUUCUUUUGACAUCUGCUCCUUGUAAGCGAUUUAUAUUCCCCUAAAAAUAUUGUAUCUGGAAGUAAAGUAUUUGAAUGUGUGUCUUAACAGUAUGGCUGUCCUUUCAAAAUGUGAAUUUCUGAUCGUUGGUAUACAAAAACAACAUAAAAAUGAACCAACAAAAAAAAAAAAAAAAAACCAACAUAAAACAAACCCAUAUUAGCACAUUUUUGUAAUGACUGUUUAUGAAUGUUGUUCAAAAAAAAAUUGUGUAGAAUAAAACCAGUUUAAAAAGGAA
Molecule: messenger RNA, 5935 nt
Organism: Anas platyrhynchos (mallard)
Lineage: Eukaryota; Metazoa; Chordata; Aves; Anseriformes; Anatidae
Gene: SLC16A2
Product: solute carrier family 16 member 2
Biological process (GO): transmembrane transport
Molecular function (GO): thyroid hormone transmembrane transporter activity
Source: RefSeq, a predicted model, not a curated record